Molecule: messenger RNA, 1645 nt
Organism: Arabidopsis arenosa
Lineage: Eukaryota; Viridiplantae; Streptophyta; Magnoliopsida; Brassicales; Brassicaceae
Source: the annotation of a GenBank genome assembly
GUAUCCUCCGGCGGCAUCAGUUUGUUGUUCGAUCACACUCACCUGCUUCGUUCGUUGCUAUUCCCUUGGAUUGGAUUCGCUCUUUUUCAUGGUUGAAGAAUGAGAUCUCACCAAGCUGGCCGCAAACUGCCGCUUCUUCAACUUCUCGGCUGCGUCGCUGUUUUCUCCGUUUUCGUUUUCACCAUCCAAUCUUCCUUCUUCGCAGAUAGUAAUCGUAAAGUAGAUCUUCAGCCGGAAGAUAUCCAGAUCUUGUCAGAUUUUCAGUCCAGCGUUCAACAGUGCGUGGCAAACAGAGGGCUUGGACUCUCUGCCCAUAUUAUUGAUCACUGCAAUUUGAUCCUUAAGUUCCCUGAAGGCACUAACAGUACUUGGUAUAAUGCACAAUUUAAAGUGUUUGAAGCAUUGGAGUUCAAGUAUAAUGUUUGUGAGGCAGUUCUCUUAUGGGAGCAGUACCGCAAUAUGACUACAGUAUUGACAAGAGAAUACCUCGAUGUACGCCCUGAUGGGUGGUUGGACUAUGCAGCUAUGAGAAUUGCACAGCUGGGAGCUGAUAAGUGUUAUAAUCGUACAUUGUGUGAGGAGCAUCUUAAUGUAAUCCUUCCAGCGAAGCCUCCUUUCCACCCACGGCAGUUUCAUAAAUGCGCUGUUGUUGGAAAUUCUGGAGAUCUAUUAAAAACAGAGUUCGGAGAAGAGAUUGACAGUCAUGAUGCUGUAUUUCGAGACAAUGAAGCUCCUGUGAAUGAGAAGUAUGCCAAGUACGUAGGAGUGAAAAGGGAUUUCCGACUAGUUGUUCGUGGUGCAGCUCGUAACAUGAUUAAGAUUCUCAAUGGUUCUGACAAUGAGGUGCUUAUAAUAAAAAGUGUGACCCAUCGAGACUUCAAUGAAAUGAUAAAGCGUAUACCAAACCCUGUUUAUCUUUUCCAAGGAAUUGUCCUACGGAGAGGUGCCAAAGGAACCGGGAUGAAAUCCAUUGAACUGGCAUUGUCCAUGUGCGAUAUCGUUGACAUAUAUGGUUUCACAGUUGAUCCUGGAUACACAGAGUGGACGCGUUACUUUUCAACGCCAAGGAAAGGGCACAACCCACUUCAGGGAAGGGCAUACUACCAACUUCUAGAGUGUCUUGGUGUAAUACGGAUCCAUUCUCCCAUGAGAUCCCAGAGAAAGGAGGACUGGUCAAGUGUGCCAAGUCGUGAAAUGAUAAGCCGGGCUCACACAGCUGCCUUACGCCUAGAGAGGAGCCAACAGCCAACUAGUUCGAAGAGGGAUGGGUCAGGACAAUUCGGUAAUUGCAAGGUGUGGGGGGACGCAGACCCUACAAAAGGACCCGUAUCGGGAUCUCCAGACAUGAGUGAGAUCAGGAAGAAGUCAAAUUACAAGAAAUGGGAAGUGAUGCCGUUUAAGAGCUUAAGAAAGGAAGCUAGGGAUCACUAUAUCCAAAUGAAAGGCGUGUCACAGUAUAAGAUGGAUGGAAAUAAACUGGACGAUCUGGUUUGCGUGAGGCAUCCACUGAGAUUAGAGGCGUAAAUUUUUUUAUCAUCUUGUAAAGGUUCAAUUUCAAUACCAUCUUGAGCUUACAAAGUAAAGGUUCCUACAUUUCACGGAAAUUUUGUUGAAGCAAUCUGUUUAAUCAAUUAGCUCUCUACGU